Messenger RNA from Mus caroli (Ryukyu mouse), 1048 nucleotides. RefSeq names its product olfactory receptor family 9 subfamily A member 4 (gene Or9a4). The record is from RefSeq and is a predicted model, not a curated record. Lineage: Eukaryota; Metazoa; Chordata; Mammalia; Rodentia; Muridae. Gene Ontology annotation, molecular function: olfactory receptor activity; G protein-coupled receptor activity. Gene Ontology annotation, cellular component: membrane. Gene Ontology annotation, biological process: G protein-coupled receptor signaling pathway.
ACAAGGAACAAGGACUCAGAACUAAAUGUUGGGGAAUCACACUAGUGCCACUGAAUUUUAUCUUGUUGGUUUUCCUGGCUCUGAAAACCUACGCCACGUCCUUUUUGCUAUCUUCUGCUUUUUUUACUUAGUGACCUUAGUGGGAAACACGGUCAUCAUUGUGAUCGUGUGUGUUGAUAAACGUCUGCAGUCCCCCAUGUAUUUCUUCCUUGUUCACCUCUCCAUCCUGGAGAUCCUGGUUACAACCGUUAUUGUGCCUGUGAUGCUCUCGGGGCUGCUGCUCCCUGGAAUGCAAAGUAUAUCUUUGGCUGGGUGUGUUGCCCAACUUUUUCUGCACCUUGCUCUGGGGACCACGGAGUUUUCUUUGCUUGGAGCAAUGGCCGUGGAUCGUUAUGUAGCUGUCUGCAACCCUUUGAGGUACAGUGUCAUCAUGAACAGUCACACCUGCAACUCUGUGGUAAUUGUGUCAUGGGUAUUCGGGUUCCUUUUUCAAAUCUGGCCAGUUUAUGCCACAUUUCACCUUAACUACUGCAAAUCAAAUGUGGUGGAUAAUUUCUUCUGUGACCGAGGGCAGUUGCUCAAAUUAUCCUGCAAUAAUACUAUUUUCAUAGAGUUUAUCCUUUUUCUAAUGGCAGUCUUUGUUCUUUUUGGUUCUCUGAUCCCCACAAUUGUCUCCUACACCUAUAUCAUUGCCACCAUCCUCAAGAUCCCCUCAGCUUCUGGCAGGAGGAAAGCCUUCUCCACCUGUGCCUCCCACUUCACCUGCGUCAUCAUUGGCUACGGCUGCUGCUUGUUCCUCUAUGUGAAACCCAAGCAGACGCAGGCAGCGGACUACAAUAGGGUGGUUUCCUUGAUGAUUUCGAUCGUAACUCCUUUCCUCAAGCCUUUCAUCUUCACACUCCGUAAUGACAAAGUCAUAGAAGCCCUUCGGGAUGGAGUGAAACGCUGCUACCACUUAUUCAAGAGCUAGUCUUAUCCUGAGGUAUCUACAUGGCCAAACACAAGUUACAAAUCCUGGAAUAAUCUGAGAAGACCAUCUCUGAGGUGC